AUGCCGUCUCAAAACCAGAACACCGCAGCUGCUGGAUCCGCCCAAGAACACCCACGACAAUUUACCUCUGAGGCGUCUGAGCCUCGUGGUGAUCAUGCAUCUACAGCGCCAAGCCCCGUUGACAAUGUGACGGACGAGGAGGAUUCCGGGCUGGAGCCAGGACCUCGCCACCUCGGACUGGCCGUUGACGAUUUCCUGCAUGACGCGGGCGCAAUGGAAGGCCCGUGGGAAUACAUGCCUGGCGGUCAUCAUCCGCUAGUGAUUGGACAUCGUAUCGGCGCAGACAGAGAAUACAAGGUGAUACAGAAACUAGGGUCCGGAGGCUCGGGCAAUGUUUGGCUAUGUGAGUACAUAGACUCCGAGCCGCAGCUAUGGGUGGCUGUGAAGAUUCUGAAGGCCUGCAUCUCGGCCGAAGAGAGCCGUGAGCUCAAAUCCGGCGGCCUCAUGGCCAGCCUAGUCAAGACCGACCCUGUCCUGAAAAGCUGCUGCUCCUACCCGUGGGAGGUGUUUGGGAUCCAAGGCGUAAAUGGCCUCCAUCUAUGCUUUGUCUAUCCUGUCCGCGGUGCGCCGGUGUCAGAACUGCGAGGCCACUUUGAUGAUCCGGAUGCGUUUAUGCGGAAGCUCACGCGUCAGGCGGCUAGGGUUAUGGGCACCCUGCAUGGGCAUGAUAUUGUGCACGGAGAUUUCCGGCCGUUGAAUGUUCUUCUCCAGCUGGGUGGCCUGAAUGGCAAGACCAGGGAGGAAAUCGUGGACAUCUUUGGACACCCCGCGGGAGCAAAGGUCAUCAAGUACCCGGACGCCCACCCCGCCGCGAAUCCCCCGGAGUAUUUAUACUACCCUGUCAACCCGCACGCGGCAGACGACUUACGUACCCACACCAUCUGUGUGAUCGACUUUGGCGAGUCCUUCAUUGAGGGAAACCCGCCGCCCCACGGGUCUGGGAUCCCCUGCCCGUAUGCCGCCCCGGAGGUUCCGCUAGACAGUUUUGCGAGCAAGAGAAGUGACAUCUGGGCAUUGGCAGCGACAAUGUACGAGAUUCGGUGCGGCCAUAAACUGUUUCUGUUCGAGGGCGACGGCAAGGAAGCUUACCUUCACGGCCUCGUCAGGGGGUGCGGGAAGCUGCCGGCAAAGUGGUGGCCUCAAUGGAGGGAGACGUGGAACGAGUCGGUCAAAAGAUGGCACCCGCGGAUCUUCGGUGGGCCUGAGAGCGAGGAUCAGAUCGAGGAUGAACAGAUCGCUCGACGUCGCCAUAUCCAGCAGGCCGUUGCCAGGCCGGUCGGCCACAUGCUGACCUCAGACGCGUCCGUUCGCAGGCACGAAGAGUCGGACGUUUGGAUCUCCAUGGGCCACCAUGAGCCGCUCUCCAGCGAAGAGCAGGAGCUUUUCGCUGACCUCCUAUAUAGGAUGACCGAGAUGGACCCGCAGAAACGUAUGACCAUCGAGGAGGUCCUUGAACAUCCAUGGCUUUCGUAUGGACACACGGAGCAGCCGCAGCAACGGCUGGAGGAGCGCCCCUCGACGCCCGAGGAGUCCGACCUGGAGGACCUGGAGGACCUGGAGGAGCGGUCUUGGACAUCCGAAGAGUCCGACCAGGACGACCAGGAGGACCGAGAGCAGUAUCAGCCUGACGCCACACUUGGAACCAAGACAGAGGGAUCCUCUACUACCGACAAGUGCAAUGGGGGUUCAGGCAUCUCCCUCCGGAUCCCCAAAGCAGGCAAGCCGACCGCCGCCGCCACCUCGCCCUGUCCAACUAGGCAGGACAAGCCCAUCUACCUCUCCACCGCGCUGUCCCCUGUCUCCGAGGCAAACGAACCGCAUGACUCUGCGGCAGACGACGACAUCCCCUCCGUCAAGGCCGUCAGCCCCUCCACUCAGCUGCAAACUGAGGCUCUAGCUCCUACCGACCUGGUUGAUGUCCCGCUGGCUGGCAACGGGCUGCCUCGAGUGAAGUCGUGGCGGAAUCAUAGGCGGUCCAAAAUGGUUGCGGUUUUCCAGGCGCUUAGCCAGGCUUUUCGUGCUGCUUUUGCAUAG
Messenger RNA from Aspergillus mulundensis, 2034 nucleotides. RefSeq lists its product as uncharacterized. The transcript has 2 exons. Gene Ontology annotation, cellular component: nucleus. Lineage: Eukaryota; Fungi; Ascomycota; Eurotiomycetes; Eurotiales; Aspergillaceae. Gene Ontology annotation, molecular function: ATP binding; transcription coactivator activity; protein serine/threonine kinase activity. Bases 1 to 2034 code for a protein of 677 amino acids. Gene Ontology annotation, biological process: positive regulation of DNA-templated transcription; peptidyl-serine phosphorylation; peptidyl-threonine phosphorylation. The record is from RefSeq and is a predicted model, not a curated record.